UACAUUGUAAAGGCUACAAUUUAGGAUAUGUGUUCUUCAUCUGCGUGUAAAAAUAAGUAGAAACUCAUGCUUUACUUAAAAUAUUAAAACCAGGAUGGAUCCGGAGUUCUUAGUCUUAAUUUAAACAAGAAAAGCACUCAGAGAACGCAGUACUCUGCCAGCACAGCGCAUUUUUGAACUUGGCUGCUCCUAAUCCCUGGAACAAUUUAUCUUUUUAUGUAAAAACUGCUCAGACUUGAGAAACUUUUAAGCUGCUGCUGAACACUUGCCUUUUUUUUCUAUAAUUCUGCAAUUUAAUUUAUCUGUUAUCCAAAGCAACGUACGUCUGAGAAUAUAUACUUGCAGUGGAGCAAGGUCAAACCGACCAAUAGGAACUCUUGUCUCUUCCACCAGCGUUGGCCCCGCCCAUUUGGUUCAGUCAGAUUCGCAACCAAAACUUUUGAACUUAUGAGCAAAAAAUAUUAGUUUUGAUUGAAGUUACGUCAAUAUGUUCUCAAAUAAUUUUAUUUUCAUUUGCAACCUGUUCUUUUUUGAUCUCAACUCUCUUUUGAUUGAUUGAAUAAUAAAGAAGCAAAAUUUUCUCCAUAGUAAGCACUUACAGGAACCGAAGGCCUAUGCACGCGUUCUCUUUGCAGACUUUAGCUCUGCCUUUGAUACUGUAUGCCCUAAGCUUCUGGUACAAAAGCUCUCCAGCAUGAAUGUCAAUCAGUUUAUAAUUAAAUGGUUUUAUUCUUUGUUAACUAACAGAUCUCAACAGGUCCAAAAUCCAAAACGGCGACCAGGAAGUAGCAAAAUCCUGGCUUCAUUUUCUCGGCGUUGAAACCAACGGGUGAUGUCACGGUUAGUUCAUGCCUGAUUCAGAUGACUGUAGGAACAGUCAGCCAAAUAAAUACAUUUUAAAAUUUUCAGAUGACACUGUAAUUCUUAGUCUUCUGAGAGGUGCUGGUCGUCCGGUGGGAUAUCUGGAAGAGAUCAAUUAUUUUAAAGCUUAUUCAACCAAAACCGAAGGAAUGGUAUUCAAUUUCAAAGGUGUACAUGUCCAUGAACCUGUGGCUUUGGGGAACAUGCAGAUUGAGAGCAGGUUGCCUCUUAUAAAUAUCUUGGUAUCCAAAUGGACAACCAGCUCAAAUGGAAUGUACAUGUUGAUUACUUGUGUACCAAAUUGGCUCAAAGACUUCAUUUUUUACGUAGGCUCAGACUUUUUGGUGUGAGUAUGGCAGCUUGAUUUGGGACUCUCUCUGUCCAGCUUAAAGCUAAAAUGGAAAAAAACAUCCAUGAAGGUAAUUUGCAAGAAGGACUCUCCAUCCCUUCAGAUGAUCUUUGAGAAGACAGUGCUCAGUCUGGCAAACAGAGUACUGUCUGAUCCUUCUCACACUCUUUUUUCAGAGUAUGAGCUGUUACCUUCUGGUACAGAGUGUGUCACUCUAAGAGUAACCGCUUUAAAUUCUCCUCCAUUCCCAUUUCUAUUGUUCUAAUGAACAGCCGGCACAUAGUGCACAGCUCUAACUAGGGUGCCUGCUACCGGCUUUGCAGGACUGAUAUACCUGCACUUACUGUUUUUCUUGUGUUGCUUAAUGGGAAUGUGUAUCCUACAUGCCAGUGUUCUUCUUAAUGCUAUACUCCUGCUACUGUUGUUUUAUGAUGUCUUUUUUUAAUGUUGAUGUGGACUGUAGCACUUUGCCCAAGACAAAUUUCCCUAGUGGGAUAAUAAAGUUUAUCUAUCCAUAUAUCCAUAUAUCCAUCUCUGUUCUUGCACAAUAUUUGUCACUUAGUUGCCCUCAUGAUACUGUCAUUGAGCUUACCGGGCAGAUGUUGCAGCUGAUGAUGCUGUAUUUCACAUAAACAAGGGAACAAGUCCAUCACAAUUUGAAUGUUAACAGUCCAAAAUGACAAGGUCAUAUACAGCUUUCCUAGUGGGUUAAAGAGCCAAAAACAAACAUGAAAAAUACUUUGUAAAAGUGAGAGGUCGGUAGCAGCUUUCAUUUUUUAUUACAACUUUUCCCCAAAAACUUACCCCACACGCACGCACGCACGCACGCGCACACACACACACACACACACACACACCAAAGUCAAGUGGACCUGAUGCUGGUGCCAUCUUCUCAUCCCCACCACAGAUGGAGCUGUGUUCACCUCUGCUCGGCGCCAGAGGCAGGGCUGAGUCACUCUGCAGGAAUUAGGAAGUCCGGUCGCUCCUUAUUCAACACUCAACAACGUCUGAGAGCAGGAUCAGAAAUGUCAGCUUCACAGCCAGAGCUGAGGCUGGUGGUCCUGGGCAGUACUGGAGCAGGACAGAGAUCAGCAGUGAGCUCCAUCCUGGGCCUACAAGACCAGGAUCAGGGCCCAGAGGCUAUAUCGGUCCAGGAGAGCAGCAAACACAGAGGAGAGGCCGCAGGCAGACAGGUGACGAUAAUCUCCAGUCCUGCCUGGUUCAGCUCCGACUGUAAGCCAGAGGAAAGAAGAAAGCACAUCUCCUCCUUCAUCUCCUUAUCCGGCCCAUCUCCACACGCCUUCCUGCUGUGCGUCCCCGUGAACCGGCCUUCCGACGGAGAGGCGAAGGCGUUGGACGUCCUGACGAAGCUCUUUGGGCCUUCUGCCGUCAGCGGACACACCAUCGUGCUGUUCACUCACACCGAGGUGCUGGAGGAGGACGAGCAGCUGGAGGAAUACCUCGUCACGUGGCGCAAGGACCUCCUGGAGCUGGUGGAAAGAUGCGGCGACCGCUACCACACCCUGGAAACCGGCGGGGGAGAACCGGAGCAGAGGAAAGCCGUGGAGGAGCUGCUGGAGAAGGUGGAGCAGGCGGUGAAGGAGAGCGGAAUGGAGGGUUUCAGCUGCCCUCUGUACCAGGAGGCCGAGGAGAGGGUGAGGAGGAGGCAGGUGGAGCUGGUGAGGCAGAGGAGAGGAGGGGAGAUGAACGACUCGGAGGAAAACGUGACGGAAGAAGAAAUGGAAUCAGUCCGUGAAGAAGCAGAGAGGAGCGUAGGGGAUGUGGAUGUGGAUGUCGAUAGUAUUUUCCCUUCUACCAGCGUCUCACCUUCAUCCUCUGCUCCCUCCUUCCUCUGGAGCUGGUGGGAGAAGCUGACCGGUUGGAUUAAAUGGCCCAGUUUUGUGAGGAGGGAGGCCCUGCUGGGGGCGCUGGUCGGCCUGUUUGUGGGAGGGCCCUUUGGAGGUAUGGUGGGGGCCACGGUGGGCUCUGUGGCUACUGAGGUGGGGAGAAGAAAAACACAGAAAACUAAAUGAGAGAUAAUAUAUUUCGCAACAAGUCGCACCUUAAGAGUAUUUCACUGGGCGGUGUAUUAGUGUGCUGUGGCCUUGCACCUCUCUAAUGUAUUUAUGCCUGAUCACUGCUUCACUACCUGUUUUCAACAUCACUGGAUUCCACUUAUUGUUGAAGCUUUAAAAAUGUGUGCUUUACAGAUGUAUAACAGUCCUUUAAUAGGAAUAAGCUUCCAAAUUAAAAAAAAAUCAUUUGGCUAUUGUAUAUUGUUUUCAAUUAUAAUCUUUCAUUUUUAAUUGUUAGUUCUGGAAAUUUAUCUUGAUGGGUUUGACCUCAGAUCUUCAUUCUCCAUGGAUAAUAGAGAAUGUUCCUGUACAGUCAAACAGUUAUUUGUUCUAAACACCUGGAAUGCUUGUAGUGCACCUGCAGAGGGGUCAUGGGCUUGGUGACGGAAAGCAUAAGCUGGCCUUAACAUCAGUAUUUAAUGUCCACCUCACCUGACAUUUUUUAGCUCUGUUUUUGGUCUCCACCGGUUUAUGGGAGAAAUUUCUGCUUUUUUAGCUGCUAAUUGUUCCACUGUGUUUACAGCUUAGUGUGUAUGUUGUUUACUGCAGAACAGGCAGUGUACUUUUUUUGUUUUUGGAAGCUUUUUCCAGUCUGUAGACAACAUUAUGAGAGCUGUGAGAGUGAAUAGAAACUGUUGGGGGUGAAAAAGCAAAAUAUUGAGUAUAAAGAUGCUAAAGGUUUGUGAAGCUCGGGUGAAGUUUCGGACCAGGUUGGUGGGUUUGUCCCUAAGAGAGGCCAAAACACAUAUUAAUUCAUUUAUUGUUGUUAUGAAAUUAUUGACUAUCGCUGCUUUAGCCAAAAUCGAACAAGUAAGUGGAGAUAUCCAACAGAGUCUGCACAGUGGUUUGGUGGUUAGCACCUUCGCCUUGCAGCUAGAAGAUCCCCAGUUCAUGUCCUGUUCUUCCCAGGAUCUUUCUACAUUCCAAAGACAUGUUGAGGUUAAUUGGUAACUCUAAAUUGUGCGUAGGUGUGAUCGUCUCUACAUGUGGCCGUGUGAUAGACUGGCACUGUUUCCUAAAGCCCAAGAUGACUUCCUCAAAUGUCUUGUUUAGUUCACAACCAAAGAUAUUCAGUUUAAUGUCACAUAUGUGGAAAAGAAACUUGAAAAUGUUGUAAUUUAAGAAGCUGAAAUUUGGUUUGCUUCUUGGUCUGGGCAUGAGAUCUUUCUCACGUUCUCCCUGUGCAUGUGUGAGUUUUUUUCCGGGUUCUCCGGCUUCCUCCCACAGUCUGGGUUAAUUGUUAACUUUAAACUGUCUGUAGGUGUGAAUAUGAGUGUGAUUGUUUGUCUCUAGGUGUAGCCCAGGGUGUCUCCUGCCUUCACUCUAAAUCAGCUGGGAUAGACUCCGUGACCCUAAUGAGGAUUAAGUGAUGCAUAGAUAAUGGAUGGAUGUCCAACAUCCAGAAUCAUACUAAUAGUCUGGAAACCAAGUUGUAUUCAUGAGUGAUCUCUAAAGGAAAUAUGCAUUAACAAUCAAUCCUUUUUAAACUUGCUACAGUGAAUGGUUGAAACUUUUUCAAUAGGAGGCAAUACCAAGAAAAUCCACAAGGUGGGGACAUUGAUCUUUAUAUCGUAGAGAUUUAAAGCUUCGAGAUGAACUGAGAGAUAAAUAUUUACUGCUUACCAAGCAAAUAAAAGCUGCUGUUUUAA
Acanthochromis polyacanthus (spiny chromis) is the source of this 4934-nucleotide messenger RNA. RefSeq lists its product as uncharacterized. Gene Ontology annotation, molecular function: GTP binding. Bases 2086 to 3243 code for a protein of 385 amino acids. Lineage: Eukaryota; Metazoa; Chordata; Actinopteri; Pomacentridae. The record is from RefSeq and is a predicted model, not a curated record. The transcript is spliced from 3 exons.